Messenger RNA from Protopterus annectens (West African lungfish), 8984 nucleotides. It is a transcript of the gene FZD7, whose product is annotated as frizzled class receptor 7. Gene Ontology annotation, molecular function: Wnt receptor activity; Wnt-protein binding. The record is from RefSeq and is a predicted model, not a curated record. The transcript has a single exon. NCBI's taxonomy places the organism in Eukaryota, Metazoa, Chordata, Ceratodontiformes, Protopteridae. Gene Ontology annotation, biological process: non-canonical Wnt signaling pathway; canonical Wnt signaling pathway. Gene Ontology annotation, cellular component: plasma membrane. The coding region runs from base 488 to 2245 and encodes 585 amino acids.
GGGCAGAAUUGCUGCAUUUACUGAAAUAUUAUUCUAGUCAAAUAUUUUGGACCAGAGCUUGUUCCUGUUGCCUUAUUCCAAGGGUUAGUCAGUAUAUUUCUGUACUGCAGCCAAGCUGUUCUCAGAGGGAUGGACUGCUUUCUGCAUUGUGUAUUAGCUGACUUAGGCGAGAUGUGGAGUCCUUUAGCUUAAAUGCAUUUGUUAUAAGCUGAAGUGCUUUUAGUUCCAACUCGGCACAUUUUGAAGGAAACUUGGGGAAAGCAGGGACGUUGCUCAUUUUUUGACUGUGCUACCGAGGAAUGAGACAGAGUGAUGAACGCUGAUGCUUCUGAUGAGGACUGACUGAAACGAUUGUUGCAGUAGUUAACGGGGCACCAGAACUUUCCUUAAACUUUUAACACAUGAUCGGGAGGGUGCCCUUGUCGGUGGAAAAGUUUCGGCAAGUCGAUUGGUCGUCAUAGUGUCAGUAACCAGAAAAAAACGUGCUAUGUUGUUUUGUAGUUUGUACGGAAAGCUGAAAUACGUGUUGUCGGACUCCCGGAGCCUUAGGAAACCGCAGCUGAGCUCCUGUGACCAAGGAACUGAAACCAUCUCCACCGCAAGGAUGAACUGUUGGCAUCUGCUAGUAUUGCUUGCUGUGCUACCUAAUCUGGCAACAGCCGACAAGGGGAUCUCUGUUCCGGAGCACGGAUUUUGCCAGCCUAUCUCAAUUCCUUUGUGCACGGACCUUGCCUACAACCAGACUAUUUUGCCAAACCUGUUGGGCCAUACAAACCAAGAGGACGCCGGGCUGGAGGUGCACCAGUUUUACCCUCUGGUGAAGGUGCAAUGUUCCCCUGACUUGCGUUUCUUCCUGUGCUCCAUGUAUGCUCCUGUGUGUACGGUGCUUGAACAAGCCAUCCCUCCAUGCCGGGCACUCUGCGAGCGGGCUCGUCAUGGCUGCGAGGCGCUCAUGAAUAAGUUUGGGUUUCAGUGGCCCGAACGGCUGCGCUGCGAACAUUUUCCAGUGCAUGGUGCCGGGGAGAUCUGCGUGGGCCAGAACACGUCCGAAGGAACCGGAGAUAGCCCCAGUCCUGCCUAUCCUACACCAUACAGCGGUGGAAACUUUGCAUUUCCCACUCCGGGCCACCCUCGUCCCAGGUUUGUGUGCCCACGCCAGCUGGAAGUACCUUCUUAUCUAAGCUACCACUUUAUGGGGGAGAGAGGGUGCGGUGCACCUUGUGAGCCUACUAAACCCAACGGACUCAUGUACUUCAGAGAGGAAGAGAUCAGGUUUGCCAGGCUGUGGGUAGGCGUCUGGUCUGCACUGUGUUUAUUAUCCACCCUUUUCACAGUCCUGACUUACCUGGUGGAUAUGAAGCGUUUCCGUUAUCCAGAGAGACCCAUAAUCUUUCUUUCAGGUUGCUAUUUAAUGGUGGCCCUUGCUUAUGGAGUUGGCUACCUACUGGAGGACAAGGUGGUCUGCAUUGACAGGUUCACAGAAGAUGGGUACAAGACUGUAACCCAAGGCACUAAAAAAGAAGGCUGCACCAUUCUCUUCAUGAUUUUGUACUUUUUUGGCAUGGCCAGUUCCAUCUGGUGGGUGAUUCUUUCACUGACUUGGUUCCUAGCAGCAGGCAUGAAAUGGGGCCAUGAAGCCAUAGAGGCUAACUCUCAGUAUUUCCACCUUGCAGCAUGGGCAGUCCCUGCUGUGAAGACCAUUACCAUCCUUGCAAUGGGGCAGGUAGACGGAGACCUCCUGAGUGGUGUUUGCUAUGUGGGCAUUUACAGCAUCGAUGCCUUGCGAGGUUUUGUCCUUACACCCCUGUUUGUGUACCUUUUUAUUGGCACCUCCUUUUUAUUGGCUGGUUUUGUGUCCCUGUUCCGGAUUCGAACCAUUAUGAAACACGGUGGAACCAAGACUGAAAAGUUAGAGAAGUUGAUGGUCCGAAUUGGGGUGUUCAGUGUAUUGUAUACUGUUCCUGCCACCAUUGUCAUUGCCUGUUACUUCUACGAACAAGCUUUCAGAGAGCAAUGGGAAAAGACUUGGCUGCUGCAGACCUGCAAAAGUUUUGCUGUCCCCUGCCCAGUCAACAAUUUUGCCCCCAUGACCCCUGACUUCACAGUAUUUAUGAUCCGGUACUUGAUGACAAUGAUUGUUGGCAUUACUUCAGGCUUCUGGAUCUGGUCAGGGAAGACACUGCAGUCCUGGAGGAAAUUUUAUAAUAGACUCAGCAGCAACAGUCAAGGGGAGACUGCAGUAUAAUUGUUUUCUUUUACAUGCAUUCCUCAAGCUGUGUUAGCAAUGCAUCUUUUCUCUCACAAUGUACUGUGAAAAUUCAGCUGUCAAGCUACAUUCUUAGAAUGUAAGAAUUGCAUUUGUCAAAUUGCAUGUGAGAGACCAAGAAAAAAGUGUAACAUGAUUGGUCCCAUAAAAAUGCUGAGAAAUUGCAGGAGUUUUGGCUAUAACUUCUUGCUAAUUAUGUUCAACAGAAUCCAGGAUCUUGUAAGUUGGUCUGUGUACUUGUUUGGCUAAAAGUGUGGCCACCAUUUAAUUUCUCAUCAUAGGGAGGUGCCUGCAAGUUUUUUGGAUGUGUCCUUUUUUUGUCUUAAACUGCUUGACUGCUGGAACUGCUUUGAAAAAACAAAAAAGGACAUACUAGGAUGCGUGGCUUGCAUUGUGCAUCACUGAACAGGUUACAGCUUACACAAAGGGAACAAAUAUGCAGGAAUAUUAAAGAGUGCUUGCCAAACCAAGUGAGCCAGGAGCAGUUACCAAGCUGCUGGACCAGUUUUGUUAAUAGUGACUUUUUUUAUUACAUGUAUUCAGCAUAAAUGGCUAAUUUUUUUCCUGAGGGUUUAAGCUUGGCUUUUGUGGUAUUUGUAAUCUAUAUGUACACUUUAGGAACUAAGAAUUUUAAGAUGCACUUUAAUGAGACCUACAGUGUGUUGCACUGAGGCUUUCAGUCAUUUCUUAACUGCCAGUGGACAGCCAACUGAACACACACAUUACCUCCUAAAUGUUUACCAUCUUAGCUUUCUGCGGUUAUGCUUUGAAGGUCUUCAGUGUUGCAGAAUAGCUAAGGUGAGUCCAGCAUAAUUUAGAAUUCAGUAUCUCUGUUUGCAUUUUUUUCUCUGCGGUAGCAUUUUUUUUUUCUUUGUGUACAAGUUACAGUUCUCAGAUUUAUUACAUUUUUUGUGCAAGUUACAGUUCUCAGUUUCAUGUUACUCCAUUGUUUGCUGUAAAAAAUGAUCUUAAAGGUGGGCUCACUGCUGAAGGUGCAAAGGUUGUCAGUUAAGCUGCUGAACUAUUGCUGCUGUUUUGCAAGUGCUACAGACUUGCAUAUACACAAGAUUCACAUGAAGUGUUGGACACAAGUGCAGAACAGAGUUUUUUUUUUUUUUUAUUUGCAACAUGUGGUUUGUGAUGUAAAUGGAGAACGUAUUUUCUGCAUCCUGCGUUUUAUGUGAAGUUUCGAGUUUUGCUUUCUGUAUCUUGACCUUUUAUACGUUGUGUUGGUUAUAUUUGGUAUAAGUACAUAGUUGCAGGAAACUUGCGUCACACUUUAUUUUAUGAUGUGUAUGAAGAUGUUGGGGAUCCAGAGAGAGUAUAACAAAGCUGAGACUAUUCUAAUUUACUGCUUGGAAGAAUUUGCCUGUUUAUGUAAAAAUCCCAUUUUGGGGUGGGAAUAACUUACUCUCUUGCAUUUUGAAAGAUAAACAUUUAUUUUAAUUGACACUCACAGAUAUAAAUGUUAAAAAAAUACUUUCAUAGUUUAGCAUUGCAGCCAUUAUGUGGCAGUUCAUGGCUGAAUGAGAAAUGCAACAUUCCCUAGUGUUGGGCAACAUACUGGAAAGUGUAUGGCAGGGUGAAUGUAACUGAACUGUCACAAGAAUUUCAGUGCAGUGGCUGUUCUGGAGGUUUUUUCCCCAAAAGUUGCUUGUCUGUCUUCUAUUCUUCAAUCUUAAUUUAACAUCUGUGUUCAUUUUGAUUAAUUUUGCCUCUUGGCUCCACUAUUCUUAGAAAUGUCAUCUACAAAUUAACUCAUUAUGGUCAUACAAAAACACCUAGAUGAUGUGCAAGAAUUAAUUUGGGGAAUCCCCAAAAGUAAAGUAGCUUGGAAAGGGAAUCGCCUACAGUAAAGCAGUUUUGAAGGGGUGUUCUCCUAGCAUUAACUUUCACAUGUAACUGAGGAUGGCAUCUAAAACAUGAGCUACAAGUUUUAGAGCUUUUAUAGCCUUUUGUGAACAUGGGCUAUAGCAUCAUCUUUUCAGCACACUCAGUUAAAAUUGUACAGCAGUAUCUGUAUCCUAGAAAAUCAUGCUGUGAAACACUUUAAAAUAUAUAUAUUUUUUGUAUUUACAAACUAAAAAUCCCAAGCUCCUUGUCUCCCAAGACUUCUCUCACUGUGACAUUCCUCAUAGUUGUAUAGUAUUUCCACAAGAUAGUGUAUAGCGUUUUUACAACUUGGCAGGGGACAGUUGGCGGUAUAUUGAGAGCUGAAAUAUGAUUAUCUUGUGCGUCUUAACGCGAGUAUUUGUACAACUCGAGCUUGUGUCUAUGCUCCUGGCUCUCAUGUUUUGUGCUGGGAGAUUCUUGCCUAGUUAACAAUAAAAGUUUUCUUUUUUUAUUCAAUAAAGCCACUUAUUUCCUAGAAAUAAACUGCUGCACAUCAUCUUCCAGAUGUAAACAUUGUAUGCAAUGCAUCAGAUUGUCAGUAAAGAUUCAAAGUUAUUUUGUUUUUGUUCCUCUAUUGUUUUUUCUCUCUUUCUUGAGCAAAGAAGAGCAUACCUUCCUCAAUUUGUGGAGUAAUGUGUAGUUACAUUUUUCAUGAUGGUUUUUGCAGAGCUGUGAAAUACUGCUCAGUGAAGCUGCUAGUCGGGUAUGGCACUUAAUGUUGUAUGUCUUGCAGCUUUGUUUUUAUUGCCUGCCCUUUCAUAUCCUGUUCACUUUGCUUUUGCUGUUGUGAUUCCUCGCCUGCUUUGCUGUUGCCUUUGUAUUUUAUCUGCAUUUCAUGGCUUUGUUUCUUCUCCUUCUAACCCCUUUUGUUUAUUGGAUGCCACUCCUUUUGUCGUACCUUCUGCCAGGCACUACUUACCAGAAUUAAACCAGAUGAAGAUGAAGACACUAUCUGCUUUGUGCUAUUUUUGGAGGGACAUUUGGUUUGGAUAGAGAAAGUGGGUGGAAAUUACCUGGCAUUCUGUUUUUAUGCAGUAAGGGAGAAAACCCUUGACACUAUAUUCAUUUUCUUUGUGCCGUGACUACCAUAAUGCUAUUUAAAUUGUUUAUACUAUUUGGAGCUUUUCUCCCCGGGCCUCUGCUGAAAAACAGCUUUCGCUCAGUUGGACACUCCUGGUCAACAAAUGUAAAAUAAAAAGUAGUGCCUUUUGAUGCUAAGAUUCAGUUUCACGUCACUUUAUGGCAGGGUGCCUUUGCCCUGGCUAGCAGAGCUGUGUGCCAUCAUGCAUAGCAGUAACGGCAGUGUGUUCAGUUUGCAGGAUUCUAGUGUAGUCUCUCUGGGUGCCACCGGGUGUCUCAUUGAGCUGUAGCAUACUGUGUAUGGGUGACUAUACCCUCGCAGUAAUUUCACAUUGUCCCCUUAACUGAUUGCUUGUUACUCAUUAUUUUUGUCAGGUUCUGUGUUCUGCUUCACUUGAUGUAUGGUUAUACAGUAAUAUACUUGUGUUGUGUUAAGAACUUGCAGGCUGUUUGGCACAUUCAUUUAAUGAUUUGGUUGAUCCGAGAUGCUGUGGAGCAUUUUGUCAGUUUGGCUGGAGUAUAUGUUUCAGCUUCUGGUGAAGUACAUACUACAGAAAUGUUUAUACUAUUCUGAGGUCCCACCAAUUGUAUGGUUUAAUCUGUAUUUCUGUUUUCUAAGAUAGCCUGCUCAUCAUUGCCAUUUCAUGUAUAUUGUGUUCUCUUCUCGGUCAUCAAAUUAUGACUUUGAUUCUGUGCUGUCGCACUGCCUUCAUGUCAUGAACUGGCAUGUUUUUCUUCCGUUGUAUACAUGCAGGUGGAGGUGAGGGAUGUAGUGAUUUGUUUUCACCAUAGUUGUCCUUUUGGUGAUUUGUUUUGCGUUACUUAAGAUCUUGAGCACAAUUUCUACUUUUUGUGUAUUUCUGAAAAGGGCUGCUAUUGGGUAGGCUCUACUGUACUAUUUGCCACUGUCUUUGAAAUUGCUGACAGGAAUACUUUUGUCUUGUAAGUAGUGGUGAGACUCACUGGAAGGAAGAAGUUCUAGAGAAACAUGUCCUACUUUAGUUGUUUCCCCGUACUAGACUUUGUCUUGUCUCCUUCCCCCAUUGUAGCCUGCAGCUGCUCUGAAACGGAGAUUCGUAAUGGUUUAAGAACUGACUCUGCAUGCUUGAAGUAGUGGUGGUACUGGAGUUUGUAAUUUCUUUACAUCGAUGUGUUGUAGGAUAAUGGCUACACUAGUAAUCUGGCAGCUCAACUGGUCCUGCCCGAGUCAGGAGGAGGGGAGAGCUGGGGGUCGCAGCAUGCUUGGCUCACAUUUCAGUCUUGCCAUGGAAACUUGUGAUUCUAAUUUUGCAACUGUUUAGGAACUGGCCAGCAUUGUCUGGGAUUUUAGUGUUGACAACCCCCCCCCCCCCCAAAAAAAAAAAAAUUAUCUGGCAAUGUCUGUUUAACACCUAAUUUUCUUACAGUUGUCCAUCUGGACAAUGUAAGACACAUUCCUGCCCACUCACAAAAGCGCACAGCACGCUUUUACAAAACGACAACUAAAAGUUGGCAGUUUUGCUGGCUGGAUUUUUUAACUGUGAUUCCAAUGUUGCACUUUUAAGCUGUAGUAAAGCUUUUCUUUUUAAAGUGAGAGAUGCUGUCUAUUCUGCAUCAAAUAUUAAAAGUAGCCUGAGUCAUUACAAGUAAAUAAAAUGAGGCAGCCGAGAACACAUUGCAUUUCAUUAACUAGUUAGUCAAUUUUGCACUGUUUGGGGGUGGGGAGGGUAGUGAAAGGGGGGCUAGAAAACAAGAGAAAAAGGGAAUGAAGCCAGACAAACACUGACUACAGUUAAUUAAAAACAGCUGCAGAGUAAGCAAUUCAGUGACUGUAUCAAGAAUAUUUUUCCAUGGGUAUAAUCUGGUAUUUUUUUUCAUAGAAAUACUAUUGAAAAUUAAUUAUUUUAAUAAAAUGUUUAAAGAGAAAAUAACCCCUAAAGACUCUGCAUACUAUCAGUAUUUGUAAAAUGAAAAUUGUGUCGACAAAUUGAAAUUUAAAUAAGGCUGUUGACAGCCAUGUAGUUUUUCUGCUGUUUAAUGGCUAUGAUUUGUACUGUCCCCCAAUUAUUUUGCAGAAGUUUUUACUUGCGUUAUAGAUGUCCCAUGGCUUGAUGGAUUGUGUGCAACAUGUUCUUGUGAUGGUGGAGUAAUGCUCUUUAGAACUGCAGCUUGAAAUUUGAAUGAAAGAUUUGAGUCCUGUUCAUUUUGCAUGUUAUACACAGCACUAUUACCAGACUAAGCUUGUUCUUUAUAAUUGUUCUCUCUCUCUCUCUCUCUCUCUCUCUCUCUCUCUCGACGAGUGGCACUCUAUGCGGAAGUUUUGAGCAUGAUUCUGUUACAUAUUCAGCUGCAAGGUUUAUACCUAACCUGAAUUCUUCCGUCCAAAUCUGGUAUUAAAAGAAAUAUAAUCGUGUUUAAAAACAAAAUAGCUAAAUGUUUUUAACAGGUUGUCUGAGUGGGAUGAUCCCUGUUUUCAUUAAUAAAUUGGUUAAUUGAUAAGCUUUCAGAACAAGCACUAAAAAAUCAUAGUGCAUAGUGAACUACACAAACAAAUUAGUGGAUGUUUUGAGAGACUGAAAAGGGAAGGAGAAAUAUUGGGAUUUAAGGCAGAGAUAGGAACAUAGAGAAGCGAAUGAGAAUUUGAAGCUACUGUGAGAAGGUUCAUAAAACAGACCACUUUAGCAAAAUCACUUUAUGCUGUAGUGUGGUAUCAUUUUUUAAAGUCUUGAAAAGCAAUGUCUAAUUUACAGCUGCUCCAGUUUACCUUGUGGGAUAAUGACCCAGAGAUUACUGUUUGCAUGGAGUGCACGCCCCACCCCCCAUCUCCAUAUUAUUGUUUUAUACCCAAAACAUUGUGCAUUAUAGUUUUAUGACUCUGCAGUAUGAGUAUUUGCCUUGUAUGGUUGUAUUAUUGUGGAGAUGGAUGACUUUAAAAAGUACCCUGACUAAUGGCAGAGUAUUAUGGCUGCUCAGAUAUUUUUAUUUUGUUCUACGUGAGCAUGUCAGAAGUAUAGGCUUUUUUGUGUGAUACCAAAUGGUGCUGUGUAACAUGUCUGUGUAAUGUUAUAUUACUCACUGUAAAAACAAUUGUAUUUGAGAAGACGUAUGAAAUUUCAGCAAGCUUUGCAGUGGAGUUCAGAUUGAGGGACCAUUUUUGCAACUUCUUUCGUCCUCUGGCAUGAAUUCACUGUAACAAAAAAAAAAUGUCCACUUGUGAAGUUUGCCAAGUGUGGUCGACAUCAUUCAUUUCUGCUGCAGAUGUUUGUCCCUUGUCACGCAUUUCUGCAUGUGUUUUGGAUUACUGGCCUUCAUUGUUGGCAGUGAAGCGAAAUUUAAUUUAUAGCAACUUUUUUUUCUCAAGUUACUCAGAAGUAUGCAUAUUUUUCACUUUACCACAGGUUUGUGUGUCUUACAAACGAUGCAAAAAGAUGUAGCACACUUCAUUUGGGUGACGCACACAAAUUGAGUGAAAAAUCUGGUCUCUGCAAGCAUUUCAGAAUACUUUUGGACAUAUUCCUGCCAUGAUUUGUGAUGUAGCCCUAUAAUUUCACAGCUGUGUAAGAAACAUCUUUCUAACUUUCCUUGUUUUGCAAGACUGAAGUUAUGUGUUUUGCCCACCUUCAUAUAUCCUUCGAUUUAAUUUUCUGUUUCCAGUUCAUUAAACUGUUAUAAUAGUUCCUUUCCUGUAGGUAAAAUAACAUUGCUGCACUGAGAAGUGUGCUACAGUUUGCUUUGGUGCUGUUGAUGUACAAAUGCGAUAUCCCUC